Molecule: messenger RNA, 1083 nt
Organism: Saccharomyces kudriavzevii IFO 1802
Lineage: Eukaryota; Fungi; Ascomycota; Saccharomycetes; Saccharomycetales; Saccharomycetaceae
Gene: ADH6
Product: NADP-dependent alcohol dehydrogenase
Exons: 1
Coding region: 1-1083 (360 amino acids)
Biological process (GO): alcohol metabolic process
Molecular function (GO): zinc ion binding; alcohol dehydrogenase (NADP+) activity
Source: RefSeq, a predicted model, not a curated record
AUGUCAUACCCUGAGAAAUUUGAAGGCAUCGCUAUUCAAUCGCACGAAGAUUGGAAAAACCCUAGGAAGACGAAGUACGAUCCAAAGCCAUUCUAUGAUCACGAUGUCGACAUCAAGAUCGAGGCAUGUGGUGUCUGCGGCAGUGACGUCCAUUGUGCGGCAGGGCAUUGGGGAAAUAAGCAAUUGCCCCUGGUCGUUGGUCAUGAAAUUGUCGGUAAAGUCGUCAAACUAGGGCCAAAAUCGAACAGUGGUCUGAAAAUCGGCCAGCGUGUUGGUGUAGGUGCUCAAGUUUUUUCGUGCUUAGAGUGUAACCGUUGUAAGAGUGAUAACGAGCCAUACUGUACCAAGUUUGUUACUACAUAUAGUCAGCCUUACGAAGAUGGGUAUGUGUCACAAGGUGGGUAUGCCAAUUAUGUCAGAGUUCAUGAACAUUUCGUGGUGCCCGUCCCAAAAAAUAUCCCAUCUCAUUUAGCGGCUCCGCUAUUGUGUGGUGGAUUGACCGUGUACUCUCCUUUAAUCCGUAAUGGCUGUGGUCCAGGUAAAAAAGUUGGUAUAGUUGGUUUUGGUGGUAUUGGUAGCAUGGGUAGUUUGAUUGCCAAAGCUAUGGGUGCAGAAACGUAUGUUAUCUCUCGUUCCUCAAAGAAGAAGGAGGACGCCAUGAAGAUGGGUGCCGAUCACUACAUUGCUACACUUGAGGAAGAAGACUGGGGUGAAAAAUACUUUGACACUUUCGAUUUAAUUGUCGUUUGCGCUUCCUCUUUGACAGGUAUUGACUUUAACGUUAUGCCUAAGGCCAUGAAGGUAGGCGGCAGAAUUGUCUCGAUAUCUAUACCAGAACAACACGAGAUGUUGACGUUGAAGCCAUACGGCUUAAAGGCGGUCUCUAUUUCUUACAGUGCUUUAGGUUCGAUCAAAGAAUUGAAGCAACUCCUAAAAUUGGUCUCUGAAAACGAUAUCAAAAUUUGGGUGGAAACUUUACCAAUUGGUGAAGCUGGUGUCCACGAAGCUCUUGAAAGGAUGGAAAAGGGUGACGUCAGAUAUAGAUUUACUUUAAUCGACUACGAUAAGGAAUUUCCAAACUAA